AUGGGUUCAAUAUUCAACUACAAUGGGGGUUGCGUUUUAGGGAUGAGUGGAUCGGACUGCGUUGCCAUUGCAUGUGAUAUGAGACUUGGAUCAAAUAAUUUUACAACUGUCAGUACAAAUUUUACGAAAAUUUUUAAAAUGAAUGAUCAUGUAUAUGUAGGAUUAAGCGGACUAGCCACAGAUAUUCAAACACUUUAUGAACUGUUAAGGUACCGUGUAAAUAUAUAUCAGAUAAGACAAGAAACUGAAAUGGAUGUUGACUGCUUUGCAAAUAUGUUAUCAAGCAUACUAUAUUCAAAUAGGUUCUCCCCAUAUUUUGUUAACCCAAUAGUUGUUGGUUUCAAAAUAAAUCAUACUAUUGAUGAUGAUGGAAACAAAUCUAUUACAUAUGAGCCUUACUUGACAGCCUAUGAUUUAAUAGGUGCAAAAUGUGAAACCAAAGAUUUUGUUGUUAAUGGAGUUACCAGUGAACAGCUCUACGGAAUGUGCGAGUCGUUGUAUAUAAAGGAUCAGGACGAGAACGGAUUAUUUGAAACCAUUUCACAAUGCUUGUUGAGUGCCUUGGACAGAGACUGUCUAUCAGGAUGGGGAGCUGAAGUUUACGUUUUAACUCCUGAUAAAAUUAUCAAAAAGAAACUGAAGACAAGAAUGGACUGA
Messenger RNA from Plasmodium malariae, 657 nucleotides. Its product is annotated as proteasome subunit beta type-3, putative. The record is from RefSeq and is a predicted model, not a curated record. Bases 1 to 657 code for a protein of 218 amino acids. Gene Ontology annotation, cellular component: proteasome core complex, beta-subunit complex; proteasome core complex. NCBI's taxonomy places the organism in Eukaryota, Apicomplexa, Aconoidasida, Haemosporida, Plasmodiidae. The transcript has 4 exons. Gene Ontology annotation, biological process: proteasome-mediated ubiquitin-dependent protein catabolic process.